CUCCCCCGGGUAGCUUGAGCGGGUAUGGGUGUUUAAUUUAACUGGAUUUAUGUCACUUCACAGCAAGAGUAAAACUGCAAUUCCGUAUAGGGGAAUGAGGGUAGAUCGGCGAGGAGUGGCAUGGAUGGCGCGGGAUUGCGGUGCAGACUAGGAGCGUGUUGCGCCAGCCGCAUCAGCACGGGCUUGUGCAGAGACUGCUUCGGCUUCCAUCCACAUCUUACCGGAUUGAUUGGAUUUCUUUUUUUUCUUUCUCUUCGCUGGUCGCUUAUCAACGAUUCUGCGUGAAGCUUGGCAUUUCUCUCCCACCUCCAAUUAAUUUCUGACCAGCCGUGCGUUUAGCCUUUAGCCGCAACCGCAUGCUCCCUAAUUCCAUUCGAAUCUGCACAAUUUCCUCGCUACGAACUUUCCCACCUCUAAAAUUUCCCGCUAUUAGAUCGCAAACCUAACCUGCCGUGCCGUUCACGCAAUUAACCUCUCCCCGCCGUCCGCCCACCAUGGGAUCCAUGGGGAGAUUAAUCUCCUCGGUCUCAGGCCCGUUCCACCCGUUCGGCGGCGCUGUGGACAUAAUAGUAGUCCAGCAGCCGGACGGCGCGCUCAAGAGCUCGCCGUGGUACGUGCGGUUCGGCAACUUCCAGGGUGUGCUGAAGCGGCGCGAGCGUGUGGUGUCGAUCGUCGUGAACGACACUGAGGUGGACCUGCACAUGUUCCUCGACAGCAACGGCGAGGCGUUCUUCCUCCGCGAAACGGAUACAGGCGGGGGUAGCGGCGAGGAGGAGGAGGAGGAGGAGGAGGAAGAGGAGGAAGAGGAGGAAGAGGAGGAGGAGGAGGAAGAGGAGGAAGAGGAGGAGGAGGAGGACGGGGAGGAGGGGGAGGAAAAGGAGGAGGAAGAGGGGGAGGAAGAGGGGGGGGAGGAGGGUGCGGGGUCAACGGAGAGCGAGGAGCAGGAGGAGAUGGAGAUGGAGGAGAGGCAGGGGCAGAGCGACAAGCAUCGGAACGCAUCAGCAACGACAGGAGCGGCGGGGAAGGCAAAGACCAAGGCGAAGGGGAAGGGGAAAGCGAAGGCGAAGCGCGGCAAGGGCGGCAAGGGCGGGAAAUUGAAGGUGGACGUGCGGGAGAUCGAGCUGCUGGAGGAGGAGGAGCUGGCCAUGGCGAGCGCGGCGGGCGUGGAGCCGUCGCUGCUGAAGAUGAUGGCGGAGGCCAACCGCAAGAUCCUCACCGACGCCAAGUCACCCUACCGCGUCGUGCGCUCGGGAAAGAAGCCGGGGGGAUUCAAGGCCGGCGGGGGUAGCGGUAGCGGUGGUGGUGGUGGUAGUGGUAGCCACGCAGGGGGUCGUCGGGAUGUGAGUCCUGGCGGCAGUCGCGCGCUGUCGCACACGCUGUCGGAGCCCGAGCACCCGUCGUCCACGCCGUCGCUGCCGUCGCUCAGUCGCACGCAGGACGAUGCGACGCCGCUCACGCGGCAGCUGUUUCGCAGCCACUCGCAAUCCGACAUCGUGGCCAAUUCCAGUCUAGAUGCCACCGCCGCAGGUGCAGCUGGGGACGGCGAAGGGAGUGGCGCUGGUGGUGGGGUUGCAAGGAACGAGGGCGGCGACGACACGAGCGCGUCGCAGGUGUUUUCGCAGCUGGUCGCGUCGCAGGUGGACCCGUCGCUUAACGUCACGCCGCCUCGGCCCCGCGCGAGCCCAUUCACCGGCAGCGCUGACGGCGCUGGAGGAAUCACCGCCGCCUCCGCUGCUGCUGCUGAUGGCGAUGGCGGCGCGUUUUCGCUCGGACCGGUGAGCGCGGGGAUUUCUCCCGCCACUGGCUCGUUGAGCCGUUCGCGAUUGAAGCAGUCCCGAAGUGCGGGUAGCAGCAACGAACUGGUUGACACCAUUUUAGAAUCGGACUCCGUAGCAACAGGCUCAGGAACAGGCACAGCAGCAGCAGCAGCGAGUAGCACGUCGAACCUAGCGGAAGGAAUCAACGCCACAGCGGCGCAACUCGCGUCUGUCACGCAAGCAGCCGUGUCCUCGGGCGCGGGCAAGAGCGCGCUCAGCAAGGGCGCAUGCGCAAAGAGCGCAAGCGCGCCCUUUAUAGGCAUGGUCGCCAGCAGUAGCGCCGGAUCCUUUGCAGAUCACUCCGACCCCGACCUCGACCUCUCCGCCCGGCUCCCCCCGCCCGCGCUUGCCCCCGCCUCCGCGCCCGCGUCCGUUUCCUCCUCCGCGCAAGACCUCGCGCUGGUUGCUGUGGGCGCGGGGGAACGUGUGGGACGCGCUGGUAGCGCGGGGAACGCGGGCGCAAGCGCUGGCGCUGGUCAAGCGCGGAAAGGCGCGGGGGAGAGUGGGGGGAUCGCGGGUGAGGAGGAGGGAGGGAGUGAGGGUAGGGAUGAGGCUGAUUUAGACCCUAUACUGAGGGAGGGGAGGGAGAGGGAGAAGAAGUGGCGACAGGUGGUGACACAGGCAGCGGAGGUGAUUAAAGAUUUACCGUGGGCAUGUGAGGGCGAGUAUGCGGAGAUGCAGAGGCGCAAGGAGGAGAGCGAGCGGAAGCAGGGAGCAGCGCCGCCCAACAGGCGCAGCUGGAGCUGGUUCAGCUGGCGGACCCGACAGCAGAAGGCUGCUGUCGCUGCUGCUGCCGCUGCUGCUGCUGCCGCUGGUGAUGCUGCCGCUGGUGAUGCUGCUGCUGGUGGUGCUUCUGGGUCGGGUGCAGGGGAAGGAGGGGCGGUUGGACGGGAUGGGGAAGCAGCGGGAGGAGAGGGAGAAGUGGGUGGGAGGCAGAGAGGGGGGCGGACACGUGUGGUGGAGUUUGAAAUAGGGGAUGGGGAGGGGAGUGGAGAAGGAGGAGGGAGAGGAGGAGGAGGUGAGGACAAGAGGCGGGAUAGAGGGGGGGACGAGGCGAGGGGAGAUGAAAGGGAGGAUGGGGAAGGGCAGGAGGGGGGGGAGCAUGAGGGGGAUGGGCGGGGGAACAAGGAGGAGGAUGAGGUGGCGGCGGCGGAGUUGAUAGAGGAGCUGUUCGACCGCAAGUGGGUGGAGGAGUCGCAGCUUAGGCGCAGGAAGUCAGGGCAGGGGGGCGAGGAGAAGUGCGCUCACGAGGGCGCGAGGAGAGGCUCAGGGGUGGGCGAACGGGAGAGGGAGAGGGACGAGAAGGGGGAGGGGGAGGGGGAGGGGGACGAGGAUGGAGAGGGGGAAGGGGAGGAGGAGAGGCGGAGGGUGUCGUUUGCGUCUGUGGGGCGUGAUGGCAGUGAGGCGUCUUCGUCGUCUGCCAGCCUGCACAGCCUGUCGCCGGGUGAGCUGUCCAGAGGCAGCAGCACAGAGGCACAGGGCGACAGCAUGCUCGCAGAUAGCAUGGCUGCCGCGGCUGCUGCUGCCGCUGCUGGUUCUGCUGCUGGUGCUGCUGCUGAUACUGAGACUGGUACAGGGGCAGGUGCAGGAGAGACGGGUGGGGAUGAGAGGGGCGAGGAGGCAGUGGAGGAAGGGGCGGGGAUGGGCGCGGGUGGUGGAAGGGCCGCGUUCAGCCGGGCUCUAUCAGAGAAUCAGCGGUUCUACUCGUUCAAGCGCUCGCCCUCUGACUCGGGGGUCUCUGUGGAGGGGGGCAAGGAUGAGGGCGUCCACAGGACAGAGGAAGAAGAGGGGGAGCUGAAGGAGGGGGUUGCAAAGGAGGAGGCUAAGGAGGAGGAGGUUGAUUCGGUAAGAGAAACGAGAGAAGACGGGGAGCAGGUGGGAAGGGUUGAGGCUGAGGCGUGUGUGGUGGCAUCGGCAGUGGAGUCAGGCAGUGGCGCAGUGACGAGUGUGUGUGUGGAGGUCGCUGAAGUGGAAGAGAGGAAUGGGAGAGUGGUUGAGACGGUGGUUGUGGCACAAGUGGUGGGGGAAGAAGAGGGCGGGGGAGAGGAGGAGGAACAGGGAGGGGAAGGUGUGAGGGUUGAGGAGGUAACAGAUGAUAGUGAGGCUGCCGCUUCUGCUCUUGCAGAUUCUGCUGCCGCCGCUGAUGAUGACGCCGCUGCUGUUGUAGUUGCUGUUGCUGUUGCUGAUGCUGAUACUGCCACUGCUGCUGUGCCUCCUGCUGAUGCUGCUGCUUCUGCACUGGCUGCUGUUGCUGCAGCCACGGCUACUUUUGAAGAAGAAGCUCGAUCAGAAGAGGCUGCAGGGGCGACUGAGAGUGUGGUGGCAGAGGGCGGCAGUGGUGAGGGUUCUGCUGAGGGUAUAGCAGCAGGCGCAGCAGCAAGCACAGCAGCAGAUAGUGAGGGGGUCGUAGCACUGGAAUCUCUAGGAGGGGCCGUGGGAGGGGAAGGUGGAGGCUCCUCGCAGCUGCUGCUGGCACCUAUAUCGGAUGGUGACAGUAACGAGUGUUAUAGCCCUGCAUGUGACAGUGCCGAUCGUGAUGGUAACGAGGGGCAUGGCGAGGGCGAGGAGAGUGAGAGGAAGAGGUUGGAGCAAGGGGAGGGGAGGAAUGGGGAGUGUAAGGAAGUGAGUGAGGCUGAGCGGGACGAGAAAGAGGAUGGUGGGGAGAAGGAAGAAGCCGGAGUUAAGGAAGGGGGAGGGGGCAAGGGGAAGAGGAGAAAAAGAAGAGGGAAGAAAGGGAAGGGAGUGAAGGAGGAGGAGAAUAUGGGUGGUAGCUCCAGGCAGGGUACUGCGACGGAAGGGGAAGAGAAGCAGGAGGAAGUGGGGGAAGAGGAGGGAGAGGGAAGAAGGGAGGGAGAGGGAGCAGUAGAUGAAGAGGGAGACAGGCACAGAGCAGAGGAAGGGAAGAAGCUGAUUGAGGAGGGGUUGAGAGGAGGGAAUGCCGUAGAGUCUGGUGGUAAGGGGUGCGAUGAGUUGGGGGAGGAGAGAGACAGGAGGGAGGGGGGAGGCGCCAUGGCGAAUGGGGAAGUGAGUGCAGCCGUGGGCAGUGGAAGCGAUAACCGCGUGGCUGGUAUGGGGGGUGAGAAACACGAGGAGGGGGUUACGGAGGUGCAGGGAGGAGCAGAAGGGAAGGGUGAAGAGGGAAGCAGAGGAGGUAGAGAGGAGGGCGGAGGAGAUGAGGUGGCGAGGGAAGGAGAAGACGAGCAGGGCGAAGACGCGAGGGCGCAGGAAGUGGCGGCAGAAGGGGGAGGGGAGAAUGGAAGCGCGCGAGAGGGCAGUGACGGGGCUGGCGCUGCUGCUGCUGACGAGGUGGGUGGUGUGGGGUCGGAGGUUGGUGAUAUGGGUAGCAGGGACAAGGACGAAAAGGCAGGGGAGGGUGGAGGAAGGGUGGAGGUGAAAGAAGGGUGUGUGGAGGAUGAGGAGGAGGAAGAUAGAAAGGAGGUGGGAGAGGAUGGGAACAGUGAGGAGGACCCUCAUUCAGCCGCAGGUAAGCAACAGGAGGAGGGGCAUGGUGAGGGGCAUGAUGAGGGGCAUGGUGAGGGGCAUGAUGAGGGGCGUAUGAAUGACAUUGGUGAGAAGGCACCUGCGUCUGGGGUAGCACUUGCAGGAGGAGAGGGUGCGGAAAGAGAUGGGGAAAGCGGGGUAAGAAGCGAGGAGGAAGCACAAGUUGUAACACUGGCAACUGGUGCAGCAACCGCAGUAGCAGAGGCCGCAACAGAAGCGGCAGCAGAGGCGGCAGAAGCAGCGCAGGAAACAGCAACAGCAGGCCCAGCAGCAGGUACGGUGACUGGUGACGCUGGGGUAGUGGCAACAGCAGAAGCUGGGUCUGAUUCAGUGGCUUCAGAAGCAGACACAUCGCCAUCUGAGGCAACAGAGAAAGUCACUGCCGCCGCUGCGCCUCCAGAGGAUGUGGCUGCUGCUGCUGAUUCUUCUGCCGAUGCUUCUGCGGAGGCUUCUGCGGAUGCUUCUGCCGAUGCUGCUGCUGAUGCUUCUGCUGAUGCUUCUUCCGAUGCAACUUCUGCCGCCUCUGCGUUAAAAUCAGCGUCAGCAACUGAGUCUGAGAAGGCACAAGGCGAAGGUUGGGAGGAUAAAGAAGAGACGGGGAGUUUUGUGGAGGGGCUUAAUGAGGAGAAGCAAAGGGGGCGCGGUGAUGAAGCCAAGGGGGAGUGCCAUGUGGAGGCCGGACGAGAGGAGCAGGUGGUGGAGAGAGGGGCAGGAGAGGCAGGGGGGGCAGGGGGGGCAGGAGAUGCAAGAGAGGCAGGGGGGGCAGGAGAUGCAGGUUCGUCCCCACCAUCAUCUGAUUCAAAACAAGCAGAGCAACCAGUUCGGGUGCCUGAUCUUCCAGCUGCUGUUGAAGCAGCAUCAUCACCUUCCACCGCUCUUGCUCUUAUCCCCACCUCACCACCACCAUCACCACCACCAUCACCAUCACCACCACCACCACCACCAUCCGCCCCACCCACCGAUUCCUCCACUACUCUGGUAACCACCGCCCUCCCCCCCCACGCCCCUCCCCCUCACGCACCCCCCUCCCACUCCCACGGCCUCUCCCCCGCGUCCCCCACACCUCCCUCGCGCGCCCUGGAGCCGUGUCUGGAGCUGGCAGUGUGCCGGCACCUGCUGUUCCCCAAGAUGGGCACAGACGCCGCUGCCUCUGUCUUCAACGCCGCCAAGAUCACCUGGCACCAGUUCCGCUGUAAUGCGAAUUCCAUCCUCUCUAAUGACCGCCUCGUUGUAAGGGUGGGCGAGCGGUACUACCCCUGGUCUGUGGCUGCUCCGAAGCUGGUAGGCAUGCUGGCGUUUGGCCAGAUGAUACCUCCCCUGCUAGACGCCGAUGGGGCGAUACCUGUCGAGAAGCCACCUCCCCCUCCCCCCCUGCUGCCCAAGCCUGGGGAGCAGCAGAAGGAGAUUGUGGUGCGGGGCGCAGGAGAGGGGGGAGGCUGGCGGCUUUGGCCGUUCGGGGGGAGGAGAGGGGCAGGGGGGGCGGUGGGAGCAGCGGGGAUGGCAGCGAAGGUGAUGAGUGGGGGGGCAGUGCAGGCAGACGUGAUGCUAGCCGCUGCUGCUGCAGCCAACGUGGCGAUUCAAGUCGAACGAAGCAAGGGCGGCGCAGGGGGCAACAGUGCCGCUGCUGCUGCGGCCGCCGCAGCGGCGGUCAGAUUCGCCCAACCGGGGCUCCUCCGAGGGGGGCAGCAGACCCAACUCCUCCUACGCGAGCGAGAGAACGAGUUCUACGAGCGGGCGACCCACGUGCGGUCGCUGACGCCGACGUCGGAGCAGCUGAAGGCGCUGGGGCUGAAGGAGGGCAAGAACCGCGUGCAGCUGACGUUCACCACGCGCAUGUGGGGCCGCCAGGAGGUGCAGUGCUCGCUCUUCGUGUGGCGCUGGAACACUCGGGCUGUCAUCAGCGACGUGGAUGGCACCAUCACCAAGUCGGACGUGUUGGGGCAGGUGAUGCCGCUCAUGGGGGCGGACUGGACUCAGAUCGGUGUGGCCAGGCUCUUCACGGCCAUCAGGGCCAACGGCUACGAAUUGCUGUUUCUCAGCGCCAGGGCCAUCCAGCAGGCAGCGCUAACUCGCUCCUUCCUCUUCUCCCUGCGCCAGGACGGGGAGUUCUCUCUGCCCGAGGGCCCUGUGGUCAUCUCCCCGGACGGCCUCUUCCCAUCGUUAUACCGCGAAGUCAUCCGUAGAGCGCCUCACGAGUUCAAGAUCGCAUGCCUAUCCGACAUCCGGGCGCUGUUCCCUGCGGACGUGAACCCGUUCUAUGCGGGGUUUGGCAACCGCGACACGGAUGCAGUGUCAUACGAGGCCAUGGGGAUAGCGCGGGGCAAGAUCUUCACCAUCAACCCCAAGGGCGAGGUGACGGUGAACAAGGUUCUGAGCGCCAAGUCGUACACGUCCCUGCAUGACCUCGUGGAUGACAUCUUCCCCGCCUUCGCCCUCACCAAGCCCGCCGGCCCUGAACCCGAGGACUUCAACGAUUGGAACUAUUGGAAGACGCCCAUCCCCAUAAUCGAUGAGGACCUCCCAGAACUGCUCCCCAAGCGCAGCACCUCCCGCCGCCGAUGAGUGAGAGGACGCCUCAGCGUGGGGAGGCGAGGAUUUUCGUCUCUUGCUGCGAGGCAUGGUGAACAACGGCAAGGCACACUGAUUAUGAUGCUUGGUGAAGGGGGAAGGGACUGAAGCACGGCAGCCGAUUGUUACAUGUUUGGGUUGAUGGCUGGCUGGCUGGCUGGCUGGCUGGCUGGCUGGCUGGCUGGCUGGCUGGCUGGGAUUGGCUUUGCAUUCAAUGUAAAGAUGAAGAUUUACAUAUGCCUAGAGUUCCUAUGGUUGGCGUCAAUUACCGAAUGCCAUUAAUGUACAUAAAGCGAUUCUUGGUAUGACCAUAAAACGAAUGUGAAGCA
Closterium sp. NIES-67 is the source of this 8215-nucleotide messenger RNA. Lineage: Eukaryota; Viridiplantae; Streptophyta; Zygnematophyceae; Desmidiales; Closteriaceae. The record is from the annotation of a GenBank genome assembly.